Gryllus bimaculatus (two-spotted cricket) is the source of this 2685-nucleotide messenger RNA. NCBI's taxonomy places the organism in Eukaryota, Metazoa, Arthropoda, Insecta, Orthoptera, Gryllidae. The record is from the annotation of a GenBank genome assembly.
AAAGGAAUUAACUUUCACGUUCUUGAAUAAAUGGCGGCAUUACACAGUCACUUGUUUCGUCUAGUGCGCAGCUGACAGCACAGCUGUUUCGCCUUGCUUAUCAUAGGUUGUUAAAGUUGAUCUUCACUCUUAUUAUUUUUGUUCUUCAUUCAGCGGGCGAUUAAUAAGUGUCAAGUGUGAUCUCUGCCGAGAUGCAUUUGAAGAGUAAUAGGUGGGUUACGUGAGACUAUUUUGUGAGACGUAGAAUUGUUUUUUUGGCAUUUGAUUUGCAACUUGUGAUCAUUUUAAAUUUUACAAUGUCUCAAAAGUCGCAAGUGAUACAGCUAUACAAAACACUCCUUCACCUUGGACGUGAGUAUCCACAAGGCUACGACUAUUUUCGAACUCGGCUCAAGAGAGUCUUCAUGAAAAAUCGUGAGACAACGGAUCCCAAGAAAAUAGAAACAAUGAUUAUGCAUGGUCAGUAUGUGGUAAAAGAACUGGAGGCGUUGUACAUGUUAAAGAAAUAUCGCACCUUGAAAAGGAGGUAUUAUGGAGAUCAAUCUUAGAAAGAGGUUGGAGCAAUUAAUCAUUUUAUGUAGUUCAUUUUAAGUACUUUUAUGAAGAAUAUUUUUUUAAAAGGAGUGUACUAGUUGUCCUGUUCUACAGAUAACCAUUAUUGAUAGUAAAAUACAGGUAAAACAUCGAUUGCUAAAUGAGAAAAUUCCAAGAUAUCUUUUGUAGAUCAGUUCAUGUGAAUAUUUGUUAUAUUUGUAAAUUUGUUGAUUAAAAUGUAAAUUUAAACAGAAGUGUUUUAUUUAAUGUACUCUAGUACCUGCAUUCUGAUAUGCGAUAUUCACUUAUUAUAAAUGUAAAAUAAGCCAGUAAUGUGUUAGGCAAAGACUGUGCAUAUACAUUUUAGUUUAAACAUAUUACUCUUGUAAACUCUUGUAAUGAGCUUUGUUUUUCAUUGUAUUGCACAAGUGGUAAUGGUAAUUUUAGUGUUUCUCAAGACUGAAUGUUCUUAAAUUGAUAUGUCAACUAGUUUACAAAUUCUGAUUAUGAUCUUUGGAUUUUAGAAAUAUAUUUUUAUAUCAUUAUUUUAAACAUUUUAUGCCAUUUUUUUAAGACAUUUUAAGGUCAAAGUUCUUGUAAGUCAUGAUUUCAUUAUUGUCAUUAAUUUAUUUUUCCUUUUCUUACUUUCAUAACAAUUUUUCUCUUUGAGAAGAAUUUUGUGCCUUUUUAAUUAGGAUUAUCUUUUAUUUAUUAACUUUGCUAAUUAUUACAUAAACAAUACAUCGUACACCAUUUGUCAUUAAAUUAUAGCAUUUGUAAAUGAUUUCUCCAUCAUACAACCAAUUGUGUAGGCAAUCUAGUGAUGAAUAAUAUCUUAAAAUAAUUUUCAAAUAUGAUACUAUUUAAAGGUGUGGUCUGCAUGUAAAUUUAGUAGAAUCAAAACUUAAUUAGCCAAGUUCUUUUGUAUGGUGAGGAAAAGGUACUUCACAACACACAUUUAAUGUAAUACCAUUGAAAUCCAGUAGGUUUUCUCCCUGUACCUUCAGAAUAGAAGAAGCAGAGUGUGCGAGUCUUCUGGAAGAAAAUUGUUACACUUGUAGCUCUGAAACAGUAUGUAUUUAAAAGUGUUUUGGAUAAUGGUGUUGUAGCUCAUAUUUAAGGCACAGAUUAACAAAAUUCUGUUUCUUGGUUGGGCUGCAAUAAUAUAUAAACAGGAUGUAUAAUCCGUCAGUGUGGCAACACCUUUCUCCACAUCUUUUGAUGUAAAGGCCAUUUAUUAAAACAAUUACAUUUCGAUAGCAACUAGAUGCCUAAUUUUGUAAAGGGAAUGUCCUUAAUUUGAUAAAAUUAUGUCCUGGAAUCAUGUACAGCCAAGCACAUUAGAGAGUAUGCUGGGGUUAUAUCAUUCUUAGUAGAAAUGUAAAUGUGUAGAAAUCAUAAUGAAUUAAUAACAUUUUUCAAACUUCAUAAUGUUUGAAAAGAAUGUAGAAACAAUAUUGGAUUUUUAUGAAAAAUUAUAUUUUGUAUAUUCAAGGUAAUAGUCAUUACAACUUGAUUUUACUGCUAAGAAAAUAAUUUCAUAUCACAGAUUAUGCCCAUUGGUAGCAAAUUCAGAAAAACCUUAAAACUAUUAAUAUUUCUCCUUGACUAGCCAUGUUGUGAAGGGUGAUUUUCAACGGGCAAUAUUGUUAUAUUUGAUAUAAUUAUGUCAGAAAAUAUAUUUGGAUUGGUAUAUUGUAGACUUACAUUCGUUCACACCACAUGAAUAGGUAGAUCGUAUUUUGCAUAUCAAUAAAGGUAGAAAGAUAAUUGAUAUUAGCAUAACUAAAAAAAUAUUUGUGCCAUUUAAAUACACAUAAUUCUAUAAAUGAAACCAGUUCUUACAUAUAUGUAUUGAACAGUUCAUGCAGCAUUAAAAAAAGUCAUUACAAAUGAUGAAAGGUACCGUAAAAGCAUGAGGCAGUGGACUAUUCAGUUAUUUGUACGAUCUCUUACUUUCUUGGUAUUGGUUUCUUUAUUAAUUUCGAAUACAUUUCAUAGCAUUUAUUUUCACUAGAGUAGGCAUAUGAUGGUGCCGCUGUAUGCUGAUACAAUUUGAAAAUUGUAGAUCAAAAGUACAAAAUUUGAAAUCUUCGUCUAUAGGUGUAAUUUGAAUAAGUUUAAUUAAAGUGUUGUUGUUAUUAUUAUUAU